Nilaparvata lugens (brown planthopper) is the source of this 2780-nucleotide messenger RNA. Its product is annotated as ubiquitin-conjugating enzyme E2 R2. The record is from RefSeq and is a predicted model, not a curated record. The transcript has 5 exons. Bases 443 to 1159 code for a protein of 238 amino acids. Gene Ontology annotation, biological process: protein polyubiquitination; ubiquitin-dependent protein catabolic process. NCBI's taxonomy places the organism in Eukaryota, Metazoa, Arthropoda, Insecta, Hemiptera, Delphacidae. Gene Ontology annotation, molecular function: ubiquitin conjugating enzyme activity.
GAACUUCUAUGCGCACUUCGUUUACCAUUUUCUACAAAGAUUUUGGUCUGUUCAUUACUCAAGACAAGAAGAGAACAGACAGCUGAUUUCGUUUUUAGUUGUGGUCGUGAUAUGAUGUGCAUUGAACACUGUAAUUUUCUGACUUUAUUUUCAUCUCUUGUUUCUUUUGUCAUUAAUUGUGCUUCUUUUUAGUAUAAACAUUACUAUUUGAUGCAUAUGGUGUUUCUAUAAGUGUAAUUAACGUAUUGCGAUUUGUUAAAAUUGUGUAAAGUACUUUUCCAAAGCUCAACUCUUGUGCGCGAGUGGUUGUUUGUAAAUGACGUCAUUUUAAUAUUUUAUCGAAAUUAGUUGUAAUUUGCAGUUACUGAAAUUUGUAUAUCCAUAACCAGGUACAUCAUCCAUAAUAUUAAACGAUAGUUUGUGCUUUUGAGAAGAAAUUAUCAUGGCUCAACAGCCUACUGGUAGUGCAGUAAGAGCGUUAGCUCUUGAGUAUAAGAGUUUACAGGAAGAACCCGUUGAAGGAUUUCGUGUGAAAUUAGCCCGUGAAGACAAUUUAUUUGAAUGGGAAGUUGCUAUCUUUGGACCUCCAGAAACAUUGUAUCAAGGUGGAUAUUUUAAGGCGCACAUGAAAUUCCCACCCGACUACCCAUAUUCGCCACCCAGCAUCAGGUUCCUAACAAAAGUCUGGCAUCCAAAUGUGUACGAAAAUGGAGAUUUGUGCAUUUCUAUCCUACACCCUCCAGUAGAUGACCCACAGUCUGGAGAGCUCCCCUGUGAAAGGUGGAAUCCUACACAAAAUGUCAGAACAAUUCUGCUCUCUGUGAUCUCACUUCUAAACGAACCAAACACAUUCAGUCCGGCAAAUGUGGAUGCUUCAGUGAUGUAUCGUAGGUGGAAGGACUCGAAAGGAAAGGAUAAGGAGUACGAAAAUAUUAUCAGGAGGCAGGUGUCGGGCGGGCGAGCCGAGGCUGAGAAGGACGGCGUGGUGAUUCCGAUGACUCUGGAGGACUACUGCAUCAAGACGAAGGUGCGCGUGCCUGAGGCCCCCCUCGACAUGACCGACUUCUACGUGGACGACUACGACCUUGACGACGACGACCUUGACGUGUCCGGCGACGACUACGACGACGGCGACGACAGCGGCAACGGCGAGUCGUGAUAACCACCUCAAUCAGCAUUAUUUAUUAACUGUAUACUUUUAUCAUCAAUCUAUCUACUGUCAGUCACUUUUCAUUUCUACGCCGGUUUCAAUCAUCGAAUAAUCGUUGAGCCGUUUGCACAGUGAAAGCUUGAAAUUACUUGAAUCAGCUGGUGGUUUAAUCUCAAAAUUAACCACGUUAUAACAAGCGAAAUACGGAUUUAAUCCACUUAAAAUUGAGAAGCCAUUUUAACUAGCUCUGUGCAAACGGAAAUCAUACAGUUAGCUGAAAGCUCACUUUCCUAUGUUGAAGAAAAUUCACUACCUGAACCAAACAACAUAUUAUUGUCAUCAAUGUCAUUUCAUCCUACCUGUACUUACUAAUCAAUUAUUUAUUUAAUCAAAUUCUUGUUCGGAUUGAUAGUUAUCGUUUUUGACUAUUAUUCCUGUACCCCAGUCAAUCUAUCCCAUCAUUUAUUUAUUAAAAAUUAUUUCUGGCAAUUAUUGUUUUCAUACAAUGUAUUCCAGUCGUCCAAUGAUAUUGAGCUUCAAUCAUUCGGAUAUUUUUUCAAAUUCUAAGUGAACGUCAUGAAAUGACUACCUUGUUCAUAUUAUUUUUAAUAUAGGUUGGCUUUUUGAGUCUUUGAAUUUCAAUAUCAAUAUCAUUGAAGCACCUAUUGAUCUCUCUCCAUAGACCUCGUUGAUAUUUGUUGUUGUUCAGUGCUAUUUCUCAAAUAGCAAACCCACCCCUACGAUCUAUCUUCAUAAUACCUCUCACAUAGAAUUAACAUUAUGUUGAUAGGAAGUUGAUGUUUAAUGUACUUGUGAUUGAAAUAUACAGUUUUCAAACUUCACAUAAGGAUUACCGCCACUUUAUAUUCAAUGUUGAUUUUUACACUCAUAAAUCGAAAACUGGAGAUCAACAUUCUUAAUAAUAAAAUACUUACAUAAGGUUGUUUACAUGGCAACUUUGAUUCGAUGAUUUGUUUAUUAUUAGAUUCCUAAUAAUGUUAUUGUUUUGAUAAAAAAAAUUAGGUGUACUCUUGAUUUAUUUGAUCUAAUAAAAUAUGUGUAAUGUGUUUUUGGUCUUGUUCUAUCUCAGCUCUUGUGGUUGUAUAUGUAUGUGUUUAUCGGACUAGUUCUAUCCAUACAAUUAUAAUUAUUUGCUAUGAUGUAUAUAAGAGAUUAUAAGACUUACAGUAACUGUAAGUUUUAUUCAUGUUAGUAUUGGAGCGAUGCUAUAUAAGUUUCAUGAUUACAAGAACUCUUAUUUCAUUGGAAUUAAUUCAAAUUAACUAAGUUAUAAUAGAAUAUUGAAGCAUUAGUCGAUGGAUUUUUGUUCAAUAUUUGUAGUUCAUGAAUUUAUCGCUAGUGAAUUUUAGAUAAUGAUAAUGUAGUUAUGUAAUGUAAGAAAUAAACGUUAAAAUUUAUUGGUCCAUUAAAAAUUGUGUUUUUAUAAACUUGAAUGUAUAGUACUUUGAUGAAAAAUGUCGAAUUUAUUAAUUAAUGAAUGGAUAAAUUUUUAUAAAUGGAGCCUGGGAAAAGAUCUUUGAUUCGUAAACUUAAAAUAUCACUAACUUGUAAUCGAUAUUUUUUGUAUAAAGUAUUCAAUUUCGUUUCGAAUUAAAAAAUUUAAAAGUCU